Molecule: messenger RNA, 210 nt
Organism: Paramecium pentaurelia
Lineage: Eukaryota; Ciliophora; Oligohymenophorea; Peniculida; Parameciidae
Source: the annotation of a GenBank genome assembly
AUGAUGCUUUAUAACAUUUCAAAUAUUGUACUACUCUAACCCUCAUUCCAAAAUUUAAUGAAUUUCCAAUAGAUGAUGCCUAUCAAUCAAAUAUAAAUGGUUUAAAUUUAUCUUUCAUAGGCAAAAAUCUAAAAUGGUUAUUAUAUAUUUUUUAUUGAUCGUAGUUGUUCAAUGAGCGGGAUAAGGAUUCAAAAAGCAAACAAUCACUGA